Messenger RNA from Alosa alosa (allis shad), 1591 nucleotides. It is a transcript of the gene naif1, whose product is annotated as nuclear apoptosis inducing factor 1. The transcript has 3 exons. Gene Ontology annotation, cellular component: nucleus. The record is from RefSeq and is a predicted model, not a curated record. The coding region runs from base 128 to 1063 and encodes 311 amino acids. NCBI's taxonomy places the organism in Eukaryota, Metazoa, Chordata, Actinopteri, Clupeiformes, Clupeidae.
CGUUGUUGUAGGAAGAAGAAGCCGAUUCUAGAAGCCAUUACGUUGCGCAGCUCAGUCGAGAAAAACUUACUAUUUUACGUAUAUUACGCACUUUUAUUCUUUAAAAAAAGUAAUAUUUCAUAUAGUCAUGGCAUCACAAGCUAAAAAAAGGAAAAUGAAUUUCUCUGAAAGGGAGGUGGAAAUCAUUGUUGAGGAGAUGGAAAAACAGAAACACAUUUUAGUUAACCACUUCAACGCUGGCGUUACUCACAUCGCCAAAAACAAUGCAUGGAUUGAGAUACUGAAGCGUGUAAAUGCAGUGACUACUUGUCAAAGGGAACUGGCUGAGGUAAAGAAGAAGUGGUCAGAUCUAAAGACUGAAGUGCGGCGGAAAGUGGCUCAGGCCCGCGCAGCAAUGGAAGGCACUGGCGACUGCACCUCAGUGCCAGUCAUUCUGACUUCAAUGCAGCAGAGAAUCUGUAACCUCCUGGGAGAAGCCACAAUCAUCAGCCUUCCCGCGGGCGAAGCGAGCGCAGAGAUCAGUGUUCCUGUGCCAAUGAGCUCAGCGGCUACGGUCACUCUCACGCAAAGUGAGACCACUUACCACACGCUGGAGGAGGGCAUGGUGGAGUACUGCACCACGGAGACGCCCGUCACCGUGACAACGGAGGCGGCGCCGGUGGAGGUGCUGGCGGCGCAGGCGACGGAGUGCUCGGUGAAGCCGCAGGAGCUGAAGAGCCGCAUCGCGCUCAACUCGGCCAAGCUGCUGCAGGAGCAGCGCGUCACCAACCUGCACGUGCGCGAGAUCGCCCAGCACCUGGAGAACCAGAACGACCUGCUGCAGAUGAUCCGGCGCUCGCAGGAGGCGCAGGCGUGCGCCCAGGAGCGGCAGGCCCAGGCGCUGGAGGGGACGCAGGCCGCGCUGCUCGCCCUCAUCCAGAUGUUCCGGCCCGCGCUCAAGGACCUGCGCAAGUUCCUGCAGAGCGCCAACAGCCUGGGGGGCGUCGCCGUGGCGACGUCAGGGAGCGAGGGAGCGGAGAGCAAAGCCCCCGCCACCACCCAACAAGCCGAGGACGUGCAGUAGACUCAGGAAUCUGUGUUGUGGAGUAUCGCGCCUAUGCGCUGGUUGCAGUAGAUGGUACUACGUUGUACAUACAUUGGGACUGAAAUAUGAUGAUGGAGUUUUAUUGUGCAAAACUCGUGGAGUGUGUUUGCUUAUUGUCUGACUACGGAUUUUACAAGCCAUGUUGUAUGAUGGUGCAUCAAUAUUUUGGUAUUUUUCCCCCUGACGUUGUCUUCCUCCGAAGUUGAAUAACUUAUUUUUUAUUUUCUGAACAUAAUUUAUGAAACAGCAGAGUGACUACAAAUGAUAGGACAGAUAUUUGAAUGUGAACGGUUCAGUGUACACUCCAUUUGAAUGCAUUUGUAAGAAAUCAGUUUUAAAAUCAAGCAUUGAGUUUCAGUCAAAUAAAAUACUUGUUUUGGCCUUAUUUGUAUUUCAAGAUGCAUGGAUUUUGUCAGACAGAAAACAAAUCCAAGAAGACAUGAAUGUUCAGAGUUGUUGAAAUACAAUAUCUGUCAUUGCAAACUCAUUAAAUUCGCUAUUACCUUA